Sorghum bicolor (sorghum) is the source of this 1366-nucleotide messenger RNA. RefSeq lists its product as uncharacterized. Gene Ontology annotation, biological process: proteolysis. The coding region runs from base 118 to 1065 and encodes 315 amino acids. The transcript is spliced from 10 exons. NCBI's taxonomy places the organism in Eukaryota, Viridiplantae, Streptophyta, Magnoliopsida, Poales, Poaceae. The record is from RefSeq and is a predicted model, not a curated record. Gene Ontology annotation, molecular function: ATP binding; ATP-dependent peptidase activity; metalloendopeptidase activity.
GGCGCGUUCAGCGACGCACGAAAUCUACGCCUCAGAAGAUCACGACGAAAGACUCUGAACUGUGUUAUCCCCUACCGUUGGCGGUCGGCCGCAGAACCGCGCGCGCAGGGGGAGCCAAUGGCGAUCGUGGCCGUGCUCGUCGCGCCCACCGCGAGCUCCGUCGGGCCGCGCCGCCGGUGGCGCGCCGCGGCAGCCUCGUCUUCGGCGGCCUCCGGGGUGGACCUUAAAGGUCUGCAGGCCGCCAUCGACAAGAAAAGCAGCGAUGAUGUUAAGGAGGCGCUGGACCAGCUCAGAGAGCUCGGAUGGGCCAAGCGGUGGAGCUCGCAGCCCUACGUGUCGCGCCGCACGACAUCUCUGCGGGAGCUCACUACCCUUGGAAUCAAGAAUGCUGAGAAUCUAGCAAUUCCAAGUGUUAGAAAUGAUGCGGCAUUUUUGUUUACAGUUGUGGGUACCACUGGAUUCUUAGCCGUCCUUGCAGGCCAGCUCCCUGGGGAUUGGGGCUUCUUUGUUCCCUACUUGAUUGGAAGCAUUUCAUUGAUCGUAUUGGCUGUCGGAAGCGUUGCUCCAGGUCUUCUGCAAGCAGCAAUUGGAGCAUUUUCUACGGUCUUUCCUGACUAUCAGGAGAGAAUAGCUAGGCAUGAAGCUGCCCACUUCCUAGUCGCCUAUUUGAUUGGCCUACCUAUCCUUGGAUAUUCUUUGGACAUCGGAAAGGAGCAUGUUAAUUUGAUAGAUGAGCAGUUACAAAAGCUAAUAUACAGUGGGAAACUUGAUGGAAAGGAACUAGACAGGUUAGCUGUAGUUUCAAUGGCAGGGCUGGCUGCUGAAGGUCUACAAUAUGACAAAGUUGUAGGUCAAUCAGCAGAUCUUUUCACCCUUCAGAGGUUCAUAAACAGAACUAAGCCGCAACUAAGCAAAGAUCAACAACAAAACCUUACCAGAUGGGCAGUCCUAUUUGCUGCAUCACUUCUGAAGAACAAUAAGGCAGCCCAUGAAGCGCUUAUGUCAGCGAUGUCCCAAAAGGCAAGCGUGUUGGGGUGCAUUGAAGCAAUAGAGAAUGCAUCCUGAUCACAAUGUAACCUGAGUGUACUAGCAUCACUGGACUUGAUAUUGUUUCACCGCUUCUGACUACUACUGUUGUUGGUUCGUUGAGGAAUGAGGUGGAGGAGGGGAUCGAGGCGUAGGAAGGAGAGAUCCUAGUCAUCGUCGUCUGUACUUCUGUAAACAUUAGAAACUCAGAUCACAGGGAAUUCAAGUACUCGAAAGCAAAGGAAAUUUACAUAAUGACAAAAACAAUGUCCGAAUCUGCUGCCAUUUACUACACGUGUGGCACAAAUAUUACUCCCAUAUUUUGUUUUUGUAUAAGGCA